AUGGAGACGCCGAUUUGGUGUGUGCUCUCCUGUCUGUUGGCAUGGGAAGAGGCCUGGUUCUACCUCAAUCUGAAGCGACUAGAACCGGACGACCAACGGGCUCAGCUGAUGGCGUAUGCGCGCCUCCGUGAGACAGACGUCGCGAGUGUCACCACCAACACGGACUGUCGCAGUGGCCGAGCCAAAUGGCGUGUAUUGUUGCCUCGACUUUCGUCGUCAGCCUCGCCCUCACUUCACCCGCCUGCUCACGACGACUCUUGUUGGGCCUUGUUGGGCAAUCCCACGAGUAUUCGCGCUUACUAUGCCUCCAGAGUGUACUCUCUUCGUCAUCUGGCCGUCAACCUUGUUGAACGAAUAAUCCGAGUUAACGUUUUGUCUAGUGUUGUUGAGCCUAAAUCUCCGAGCUGCACAGCCGGCCGAUCCGACCAGACGCUUAAUGCAGAUCUGCUUACUCCAAUUUCGGCACAAACUUGCCAAUCUUUGCCCACCAACAAUCCGCGUGAGCUUCGUCUACCCGCCCCUAUCGGCUCAUCAGACAUUUAUUCGGAGCAUUUGGAUCGCUCAUGUGCAGCUUUGGACGCCUCUGGAAAAGAUGCUUUGUUGCCCUCAACGUCGCCAACUUCGGCUCUUCAUCUCCUUCUUUGUCAGCUGGCUUGGCUGCAACAAGAUGAAAACACUCCACUCUCUUUUGAGUCUACUUCGUCGGCUCAACCGUUCACCAAAAGGGCCAUAAUCGAGGGUGAGGAGCUUGACAAAGACGAUGACAGUGACGACGGUGGUGAUGGCGCCGAAGAAGAUGAUAUUAUCGACGGCACUGAUGGCGAUAAAGAUCCGGGAUUCAGUGUUGACGACAAGACAAACAGGCAAAAGGAGUGCAAGAGCAGUUCUCUGUCAACACUUUCCGGUCAUCAGAAAAUUCGGGCUUUAGAAACUCCACAAAAGGCCACCCCCAAGUUCAGUAUCAAACAAUCUCGGGCAAGUAAACGACAGGUGCGAGCUCGCAAGCGCCGAUUUGUGCGACAACGUCGUGAAGGUUUGCUGGGUUAUUUAUUGACUGGGAAACUGUUGCCGUGGUUGGCGAUGGAGACUAGGUGA
Protopolystoma xenopodis is the source of this 1095-nucleotide messenger RNA. The record is from the annotation of a GenBank genome assembly. NCBI's taxonomy places the organism in Eukaryota, Metazoa, Platyhelminthes, Monogenea, Polystomatidea, Polystomatidae.